Diversispora eburnea is the source of this 408-nucleotide messenger RNA. Lineage: Eukaryota; Fungi; Glomeromycota; Glomeromycetes; Diversisporales; Diversisporaceae. The record is from the annotation of a GenBank genome assembly.
AUGGUUCUGUUUCUAUUUGGUUUCCGUAAUCUCAUUAAUUCUACAAAUGACACUGUAGACUUCUGGGAUGCCUUGUUGAUGCCCGAAAAACCACGAGGAGACAGAAUCUCUGGAAGAGAUGAAGGUUCUAAACACAUGGAUCUACAAGAUGACGAUGCGAGAAGUAUUUUCAUCUUGAAAGAAUCUCUGAAAGAGAUAAAGGUUCUAAACACAUGGAUUUACAAGGACGAUGCGGGAAGUACAUACUUUCAUCUUGAAAGAAUCUCUGGAAGAGAUGAAGAUCUUGCUAUUGUUCUAAUUUUACCAUCUUCCAUGGUAAGCAAUCCUGCAAUUGUACAUCCUGUGGGAGUUGUUACAGUAUCUGAUAGAUAUUUAUUAGUUAGUAAAACCAUUCUUACUGCUUCUUAA